CCGUCCCCCUCCCCCAGCGGAUCCCGGCCGCCCCUCGGCUCUCCACCGGGCUUCUAGCGCAGCCCCCCCGGGGUGCCCAUCCAUUUCCUUGGGUGACUACAGCGUGUGUCUUGUUUUUCUUUCUUUCCCCCCCUCCCUGUGUGCCCUUCUCCAGGAUGGCAGAGGCGGAGUUGCACAAGGAAAGGCUGCAAGCCAUAGCAGAAAAAAGAAAGAGGCAGACUGAAAUAGAAGGCAAGCGGCAGGAACUUGACGAGCAGAUACUUCUGCUGCAGCAUUCCAAGUCCAAAGUGCUUCGGGAAAAAUGGCUGCUGCAGGGUAUCCCCGCUGGAACUGCCGAAGAGGAGGAAGCCAGGAGGCGGCAGUCUGAGGAAGAUGAGUUCAGAGUCAAACAACUGGAAGACAACAUCCAGAGGCUGGAGCAGGAAAUACAAGCGCUAGAAAGCGAAGAGUCCCAGAUAUCUGCCAAAGAGCAAAUCAUCCUAGAGAAACUAAAGGAGACAGAAAAAUCCUUUAAGGACUUUCAGAAGAGCUUCUCCAGUGUGGAUGGAGCUGUGUACGCCAUGGAAAUUAAUGUGGAGAAAGACAAACAAACAGGAGAGACCAAGAUUCUCUCUGCAUCCACCGUUGGCCCAGAGGGGGUCCAUCAGAGAGGAGUCAAAGUCUAUGAUGACGGUACCAAAGUAGUAUAUGAGGUGCACUCAGGAGGCACUGUGGUAGAAAAUGGAGUGCACAAGUUAAGCUCAAAGGAUGUAGAAGCGCUUAUUCAGAAGGCGGGACAAUCAAGCUUCAGAGGAGGGCACGUGUCAGAAAGAACUGUGAUCGCAGACGGGAGCCUCGGCCACCCGAAGGAACACAUGCUCUGCAAAGAAGCCAAGUUAGAAAUGGUACAUAAGUCUAGGAAAGAUCAUUCUUCCGGGACCCCAGGGCAGCAGCCCCAAGCCCCUAGCACUGAAGGGCCCGAGGCCAACUUGGAUCAACCAGUCACCAUGAUUUUCAUGGGCUACCAAAAUAUCGAGGAUGAAGAGGAGACGAAGAAGGUGCUAGGCUAUGAUGAAACCAUCAAGGCGGAAUUGGUCCUCAUUGACGAAGACGAUGAGAAGUCAUUGAGGGAGAAGACAGUGACAGACGUGUCCACCAUCGAUGGGAAUGCAGCCGAGCUUGUGUCCGGGAGGCUGAUCUCAGACACCACAGAGCCCUCAUCCCCAGAAGGAAAGGAAGAGAGUCUGGCCACAGAGCCAGCCCCAGGUACCCAAAAGAAAAAGCGCUGUCAAUGCUGUGUUGUCAUGUGACCACUUCUUUCUUCCCUUUUCUUCUGGGCAGCCUCUGGGCUCUCUACCACUUCCGUAGACCUCACUGUACCACUAACUGCAAUACUGUGAACUGGAAGCAAACACCUGCUUUGCCUUGCAGUUGGAUUGCUUGGGUCUCUCUUAUUUUUCUCCCCCUUUCAUUUUUCUCCAGUUUCCUCACCUGAGAGACAACGUGCAUGUGUGUGCUUCAAUCUUUCCAAGAACUUGCUUUUCCUCUAAACCUUUCCUUGUGUCUUCAAGAGUGAAUCAGUUUCUUACUGCUCAAUUGGAAUGGACUCUUCACAUCAGCCCGUUCUAUAGUAGCCUUAAUUCACUUGACUGGAAUUGAACCCACGGCAUUGGGGGUUUCAUGUUGUAGCGUGUUCCUAUAACGUAGUCACACGUCACCACGUCGCUGGCUUCCCACUUGCUUCCCUUGCUGUGGAUCUUUGCUUUUAUAUCGUGUGUGGCAAAAUGCUGUUGGCUCCAGCUGGUUGUUAGCGUGGCCAAAAGUGGACCUUACUUAGUCUGUUCAAUCUAGGGUGAUGCUUUUUGCUGCCUUACAUAAGCUUCCAGAUUACAGUGUUGUGCACCUAUGGCUUUCCUUCUGUUAAAACUGAAAUGAAGUCUGAUGUAAAAGAAAAGGAACCCAGUGCGUGUCACAGCUGAAAUGUAGGACUGAUUCCGUAACCUGCCCAUCAGCAGCCGUCUCUUUCUGUGGCUUAACUGAUGGACCCUUUAUAUAUGAAGCACCAUUUUUAAUUUUCUAAGGACAUGAAGCAAACAUUGUUUUGAGCAUUCAUAGUAAUCUCUAAACUUAGGCAUAUCCAUGAGCCUUGCUUCUAUUCUCUCAGAAAAAAAAAUGUAAAUUUUUAUAUUGUUUUCUUUUUCACGGAUAUUUUCUGAUCAUGUUAAUCUAUUUUCAACGAAGGAAUCAUUUUGAGGAGUAUCUCUGCAGUGACCAUAUUUCUAGAACAGUCUUUCUGACCUACCGUGGUUGCUGCCAAGUUUCCACUUCAUUGUGGAUGGUCGGUGCUGGAACUGAAUUUACCUGUUCAUCUCCCUGCCCACUUGAUUACAGAGCCUUACUUCUGGACUCUUUUCUUUCUGUCUCCAUGAGAAAGAGAAUGUUUCCCGUAACGUCACGAUGUAGGUUUAUCCACCCUUCAAAAUAAGUUUGAAAAUGUAAAAAAUGUGUAAGAAAGACCUGUCUUCUCCACAUUAAGUACUUAAACUCAUUCCACAAGUACCAAUUGAGUGGCACAUAGCUGAGCUUCUUAAGGCAUGUUUCUUAAACUUCUGGAGAUUUCAGUACAUCAAAGAAUAGUUUUUUUGUUUUUUUUUUUUUAAUCUAGACCACAAUGAACAAUUCUUUGAAUAAAUUCUUAGCAUUCUCCCAAAGCAAGCAACCAAUGUGUAGUAAAACCAAAGGGAAGCAAUAGGGUAAAAAAAAAUAAUAUAGUAAUAAAAUAAAGAUGUAACAUUUUAACUGGUUCUCAUAACAGAGAUCUCUUAACUUGAAGUUAUUUGCCCAGAUGUUCACAGCACUGUUGCAAAUCAUUCACAAGAUAUAUCUAUGUUCUAUAGAACAUAGUUUUAAAAAACUAUACAGUAAGUCAUGCUCCAUCAAGUCUAGCCUCUGUAGAAAGCAGACAAGAAAAAAAUAAGGUAGUCUUGAGAGAAUUUCUUUAUGGAACCAACUAAAUUUGUCCUAAAUAGCUUUCUCAGUGCUAAAUCUAACUGUUAAUAUUAUAAGUUUCUUGGCUUGAACUUAUAUUUAUUCCAAAUGGGAAGGGGGGAAAAAUGACAUUUUUAUUGUUAAAAGUUAAUUUCUCUCAAAUUAUAUUUCAAUGAGCACGAAGUAAGUCACUUUAUUACCAAUAGGUAAGCAAAAAAAGUUAAGAAGGAACAAAUAAAGGAGCUAAAUUCUGCCUCCUAAGAUGAUUCCAUCAAUGGCUUGCUUUUGAAUAGUAGAGGGGAUUCCCUCCAAAUAAUCUCAGGUUCACCAAAGCAGCUGCAGUUGAGUAAAGCUGCUGUCUUAUCUCGGAAUAGCAUCUGGUUUUUCUUCCUAGAAAUCUCCCCACUCAGCUUCACGCUCCUCAGUCAAUGGUCACUUACGCUUCAUUUAAAUGUCGAAGAGAAUGACGUGCCAGAUAAACCUAUUUACGUAGAAAAUGAAAACAGUUUCAAUGUUUGGACAAUCUAUUAUUUUAAUAAUUUAUUUAAUAAAGAAACAAUCUAAAAGCUUACCAUAAUUUAUCUUUUUUUACUCACUUAGGGAUUACAAUGAUCCAAUAGGAGUUUUUAAAAGCACAGUUAGUGAGUGGAAUGGUAGAAUGUAGAACCCUUGAGCUUGCUGUUUGAUAAACAGAAUCAGUCUUUGAGGACAGAUAAGUUCCAGAAAUGACCUACCCGUCCUUCCGUAGUGAGCUAGUUCCUCAUGAAGAAAAUGAUCUGCCCCUCUCACUGCAACCCUACACAGCAGAUCUGGAAGACCAAUGAUAAUCUGCACUUUCAUUCAUCAGUUAUCAUUAUAGGGAUUAGCAAAUUAUACGAAUUAGAGGUCUCUUUAUAGUUUUACUAUUAAAGCUUAUCAUUUAAUGGUUUAAAGGAAGACAUGUUACCUUUAUUAAAAUGAUAUGUGGCCAUAGUAAAUGGUUUGUUUGAAUAUGGCAUAUAUUUGCUUAUUUUGCAUCAUUUUCCUAUCAAAAUAGAGGAUUUAGGGUCAGCCAGUACUUUUAUAGGAUGAGACCUAUAAUCUCACCUACAGCAACAAGUUAACUACGUAACGAACAUAUCCUCAAUGUCGUGAUGGAGAACGUUCUGCCUUCCUUGCCAUUAUUCUCUCUGUAAAAACUUUAUUAUAUAUGGUAUCACACCUUCCAAAAAUACAGGGUAUUGACUUACAUAACCUAAUUAGAGAACCAGUAACGAAGCUGUAAAACCAUGGUCUUUUUGAGCCAAUGGUUAGUUGGAUUGUCUUCUAAAAUUAUAUAUCCAGUUCCAAUUUAAAUGGAAAGAGGAGAAAGAGGGAAAGGAGGGGUAUUUCAUUUGUUAGAGAUUUUCAGUGGCAUUGAAUUAAAGAUCUUUUAACGGUUAAAAUGAUAAAGUUUAACCUUACAUAUCCUGACAAAUCUCGAUGACUUGUACAUCCUUGCCUUUGUUUUCUUUGAUGUGCAAUAGGACAAACUAAGGGGAAUUUUUUUUUUUUUACCUUGUACCACUUUUGCCCUUAAUUCUAUUAAUUCCUUCCAUAAGCAAAAUUUGUUGCCUCUAAAAGUGAUUUGAUAGUGUCCAGUGAUGUCACUUAAUACUGGGUGUAGAGAGGAUGAGGAGCGAGGGAAUUCCCUUCUGGCCAAACCCAAAGCAUGGUAUCCUUAAGCCUCCUGAGCAACCUAAAAGUAUUCAAAGACUUUCAGGAAACUCAAAUUCUAGAGUUCAUUAGAUUUGACUCCUUUUUGAACUGUUAAUGUACAUGUAUAGCUUUAAAUUCCCACCAACUCCGUUUUACUUCCUGGUCAUAAACAUGUUUUUUCCUACAUACAAGUAGAAUGUUUUGUUUUGGUUAGGGUUAAGUUUUUUAUAAAAGGGGAAAAAACAUCAAGGUACAGUAUCCUCUCCGGAGCAAAACAUUCAGGCCAAGUGGAAAAACAGCUCAUUUCUCUUCGCUUCCUGCAGAAUUUCAUUUCAAGGGACCACAGAACACCCUUGAAAUGACCAUUUAUUUAAUGCCAGUGAACCAAUGGAUAGCGAAAAAGGAGGGAGGGAAUAUGGUGACAGAGGCAAAAAUCGAACCACUAAACCAGCUCUUCCUUUUUAAAAAGCAUUCGCCCUGUCCAUUUAAAACACAGGUGAACACAGACAAAAUAUUCACAGAGGACUUUUUGUUGUCAUUCUUGCCGAAAAUCUAGAUGCUCAGCCAUCUCUCUUUGUCACUGGACCCACUGUGGAGUUCCGCUCACCAAAGGGCCCAUUCCUUGUGGGAAUAGUCUCAUCUCCCAAAGGGUUAACUUUGUUUACAGUAAAAACCAUGCCAAGGCAAGCAGUUUUAAGUUGUAUUUCCGCACCAUGCACCUUCAGUUAUGGAAACCACAGAUAAGUUUUGAAACUUCAUAAAUAUGCAAUCUUUUAGAAGCUCCUCAAUUUACUAUGUAUCAAGGUAUAUAGAACUCCACUGAUUAGGGUAGAACCAGCAAAUAUCCUUUGUCCUGUUGGACGGUACAACCCAGCAGGUAAACAGAGUCAUGGUAUGUAUCCCAAAACAGCUCCAAGAAACCAGCAAGAUGAGAUCUUUGAUUCUCGCUGCUAGUUGGCUUUCAUUAUAUAGCCUUCUUCCGGUCUUAUCAGGAAAACUGGCCUGCAUUUUCUAGGGACAAAGAAAAAUCAGGCUUUUGUGAGGAGCACAAUGCAAUUAUGUGUCUGUAUUUUCAUAGCUUCUGCGAACUCUAAGAUAAAAUUCCCAUUUUAACAAAAACCAAAAUGCUUAUUAUUUGAAUGUAGAAAAAUAUAAAAUAAAGAUUACAUCCUGAAAGUUUCAAAAGGCAACUUCCCUGGGGAUCCUUAGACCAGCCUCGCCCACCUCCCUUAAUUUUUAUAUGACUUAAAUAGGCCUCUGCUUCCCCUCUCCGCUCCAAUCUAACAUAAAGUCAGAACCGUUGCAUGAAACCUUGCUUUCAACUUGAAAAUAUAAGAUGUAAUUUUGGGGAUCGCAGAGUUUCUGCAUCAAAGAUCUGGACAGCCUUAACUUUUGUAAAAAAAACAAAAAACAAAAACAAUUUUUCAAUGCUCUCUUUUACUAAGCAGGAAACCAAAAUGUUUCCUGAAAAUUAAUGACUUUUUUAGAUUUUGUGACUAUUUUCUAAGUUUCUAUAGGUUGAGGGGUAAAUGGUCCUCUUCUUCCCAUAAUGCCUCUUCCUAGUCAACGGGGGGCUCUUUUUUGCAAGUCACUGCAUUUUUAUGAAAAGAAAAGUAUAUUUCAUGAACCAUAAAAUUCUCCCUAGACUUCAGGCAGUCCUUCUGGAGUGAAAGAACAGAAAUACAGAAAGAAAAGAAUUACAGGGUGGCUUUCUCCUUAUUUUCUUAUGGUUACUGUACUGUAUGGUAUGUAUGUUUACAGAAUGUAUCUGCCUUGUGAUGUGAACAAAAUGAAUGACAAAAACAGAGUUCUGAUGUGCCAUUUGAAAGUUUGCCUUAGCAUUGCUGUUUAUGUUCUUCUUUUCUGUCCUUUAAAAAAACAAAAAACAAAACGCAGGUUGUAUUCCAAAGCUGUAUUAACACAACAUUCUCUUCCCCACCCCUACCCAGACUGCUUCAGAGCUGUGAAUUUCAUCACAGGAGCCUUGAGGCAGGACCUUGCAGGUCAGGCCCAAGGGGAAUAAAGUGGACAUAGCUUGGACAUUGUCUAUGCCCAUCUAUCAACCAAGCGUGUUCCUAUGUUCUCAGCUGGGUCUGAAUAUCAUGCUCUGACAUUCCUGGGCAGGUCACAGGCAGCAUAUGAUCUUCCGCAGUCCUUCUCACAGGGAAGGAGGGGAACUUUUGGACCCCUUCUCUGGGUCUGGGAGCAUAUUUUUAAGCACAAGUGUCAUAGUUUGAAAAAGGAAGAGAGAUGGGCUCAGAUGGUGUGAUUGAGCCAUAACUGAGAGGUGUGCCCAUUCAUGAUAGUCUAAGAUGAGUACCACAGGGGUGGGAGUAAGGAGUGGUAAUUAGAAAUGUAGUAUUUUACAUUUAUGUAUUUUUUUAAGGAAUGAUAUUUUUAUAAUGAAAUCUAUAUGCAUUAUGAAGCUUGAGUUUGAAAACACCCUUGAUUGAGUUAUUUCUCCAUUCCAUUAAGGUAACUUUCUGGUGAGUUCUGUAGCACACGCCCAGACCUUGAGGGGCAUGAUCCAAGGUCCUGUGGCCUGCCCAUGUGCCUCCACUGCAUGAAAUCCAGUGUUUCCAAACAGACCUAGGUUGUAAGAUCAAGCUUUCUAUGCCUGUCAUUAGGUAAACCAUGUCAUUUGAUAGCUCUCUAGGCUAUACCUUUAAUGAUAAAUAAUGAUGUUUUGGAAGGGGAUAGCCAUUUUAACUGUAAGCCAACCCCGGCAAUGAUCAAAGUCCAACUAUUUCACAUAUUUAAGAACUAAUCACUUCAUUGGAGGUUAAGGGACCACUCAUUAUGGUACAUCUAAAUGAUAUGGGUAAAAUGGUGAGUCAGAAGCCUCUGGCCAUCUAUGGUUUAUACAUAAAUGUAUAAACCAACAAUAUAAAACUUAGGAGGUAUUAUUGGCCUUGUAAAUACCAAUGGGGCUGCACCACAUUUUCAGAGUUAAGUAGACACAGAAAAGAAUUAUCUUUAUCUACCCAUUAAUGAAAUUCUGUAUUUUUAGAGUUCUUGGAUUUUCCCCCCCAAUUUUCUGCCAAGCUCCCAAGUUUCCACUGCAAUCAAACUCAGUUUCCUAAAGAUCUUCACCCACACCAGUUCCUCUGUCUGAUGGACAGAGCAGCUUAGGCCUCAGAGUCUGCUCACCACCCCUGUUAGACUCUCUUCCCAGGUAGCAUCCUUGCCCCAGAUGGACCCUUUUUCUAUGACCCUAAAAGACCAAGAGCCUUUUCCAACAAGGCAAGGUCAUAAGCAUUCUCUCCAAGUGCAGAAAAAUAACCUGUCUGGUUCCCAUGCAAGUCAUUUCAAUUCCAUCAUCACUAGAAUCCCUCCAACAGGCCCAGUUCAAGCCCAGCUAUGAACAUCAGGGUCAUGGAGACAGCUCUCAAAAUGAAAGAGCUAUGCAGAUGCCUGAAGGUGCUAAGGGAGAGUUGAUAUGCUCUCAUCUCGUAUCUCACCACGGGAGCCUCACAGUGUUGAGAUGAGGUGGACAGGGAGCCACCCGGGUCCUUGGUUUUGCAACCAGUCUUUACAUCCAGAGAAGCCACCAGGCAAUGGCCUGAUCCGAACUGUUCUGUGUGCAACUCCAACUCCAAUUCCGUGAUAUCCUAUUCAGGCAAGCAGAAGGAGUCCUAUCCUUUGCAGGGUUCUGGAACAUUCUUCCCUCCUCUCAAGCUCCUGACUUAGUAGAGUUGAAAUCACACAGGGGUUCCAGAAAAUGUUGUGUCUGAUGCAGCUUUUCAGUGAAUGUAGGUUGUUGAUGGAAUUUUCAGCUUUAGCAGCUCACUCGGGGGGAGUGACAUCUCUGUAAAUAUUUCCAUUUCUGUGGUUGGUUGGGGGGUGGGGUGGGGGCCUGUCGUGCUGACUCUGAAGUAGACUUGCUGGGCUAGCUGCUGUACUUUGUAACCUGAAGUGUACUUUGACUGUUCCGACUUCAGAAAUAACACUGCCAGUGACAGCCAAUGCUGUACUUGUGGCUUCUCUCUGUUCCUCUGUACAGUAUGAAUAGACAAUAAACUGCCUUUUCACUGCAUCUA
Molecule: messenger RNA, 8684 nt
Organism: Leptonychotes weddellii (Weddell seal)
Lineage: Eukaryota; Metazoa; Chordata; Mammalia; Carnivora; Phocidae
Source: RefSeq, a predicted model, not a curated record